Chelonus insularis is the source of this 1945-nucleotide messenger RNA. RefSeq names its product Serpin 85F (gene Spn85F). Gene Ontology annotation, molecular function: serine-type endopeptidase inhibitor activity. NCBI's taxonomy places the organism in Eukaryota, Metazoa, Arthropoda, Insecta, Hymenoptera, Braconidae. The transcript is spliced from 5 exons. The record is from RefSeq and is a predicted model, not a curated record. The coding region runs from base 94 to 1848 and encodes 584 amino acids.
GGCCUGAAGAAGCAGUUUCAUAGUUGUUUAAUCAACCCGGCUUUUAAUACACCGGUUGCAGUAAUUCACUUGCAACUUCAACCGUGCGAACACAUGACAAUUGGUGUUGUUAUUGGACAUAAUAUCAAUACUUGGAGACCCUUAACACGCCCUCAUGAAAACCCGCUGAAUGUUAUGACGGAUAUUAUUAACGAUUUAGGAAUAAAGUUGCUUAAUUGUUAUGUUGAACGACCUGGAAAUGUCGCUUUUUCACCAGUUGGAUUAGCUUUUGUCUUAACUGCCUUAUACGAAGGAUCAGCAGGGCAUACCAAUAGACAAUUAAUUCACGUUUUGAGUCUUCCACGUGAUCGCAGAGUCACACGAGUUGGAAUGCGUGAUAUAAAUCGAAAACUUCGAAGUUAUCUUAAUGCAGACGCCUUUCUGGGUGGACUUACACUCAAUCGGGAUGAUAUCAUGUUGCGACCAGAAUACGAGGAUAUCUUGAGGUUUUAUGGAUUCGAUGUCGCUGACACAACGAAAGGGAAUGGCACAAUUAAUAACACUGUCAAUUCAACAUCACCAGAUAGUACAACAGCUGAUACCAAUAAUCAAACCGAUUCUAUGAUUGAAAAUAUUGAAACUACAACUGCCCCUAUAUUGGCAGUACCCGGAGUAAUUGAUACUAUUGCAGGUAGUACAACAGCUAGUAAUUCAUUGACACCAGCAACAACUAAUCCAACGGUUGAAAUCAUUGCUGCAACAAAUAAUGUGACAAAUAUGGCUAUUAUGGCAGAUAUUAUGAAUGAAAAUAGCACAAGAAUACCAAUUAACAAUUUAGAAACAACUACAGUAACUCCAUCAAUGGCUAUUGGAACUAUUACUGACACCAAUAUUAUUACUACUUUGACAACUCCAAUAGCUUCUGAAAAUCAAACAGUAGUUAAUAUGGGCGGAAAUGGAAAUAAUGGUGAUAAUGGAAUGAGUUCUAUGUCAUCAGUCGAUGCUAACGUAACAACUAGAAUGGAAAUGACAGUUUCAAUAAUUGACAGUGUUACCGAUGUUAACAAUCAAACAGAUGCUGUUGCUAUUGAUACCAAUGAUACUAGUAAUGUUCGAAGAAAACGGAGUUUUCAUCACAGAAGAUUACUUCCUGUGUGGUUUGAUGAUUUAAAUACUUGGCAAGACUAUCCAACAUCUGAUGAUGAAUUUCAAGAAUCUAUGGACCAGCAGACGACAGAAUUGAAAUUUCUGGUGCAUGGCUGUGAUGCUGCUUCUAUAACCACUGUUACUUAUACCACAGUUUUACCAUUUGCAUAUUUUCCUCUUCUUCAUGCAAUUGGAUUGGAAUUUCCAUUAGAUGAUCCAAGGUACAAUAUGAUUAUUAUGGUACCUACUGAUGAUGUAGACGCUCAAACCUUAACAAGAAUUUUUCCUUCCAAAAGUUUGCGAUAUCUGAGAAAUUCUAUGAGAUCAACAUGGGUUAAGGCAACAAUUCCUUCAUUUAUGCUUCGUGGAUUUAUUACGUUGACUCCUUAUCUUCAACAGUUAGGAAUUAAAGAUGCAUUUGAGCCGAGAGCUGCUGAUUUAUCACCAAUGAGUCCUGAUUUGGGAAUCUACGCUAGAGAUGUCCAUCAAAGUAUCGGUGUAAAUAUUAGAAAUUAUUUGAAAGGGAAUGAAAAUGGUGAUAAUUCAACAAACACAUCUAUCAAAAAAGACGAAUAUUAUCCUGCAGAAAAUAUUCUUGGUAUAAAAGAACCAAUCCCGUUUACUGCUGAUCGCCCAUUUCUUUUUUUUAUUGUGGAUGCUGAGACAUCACUUUCUCUGAUAGCAGGACGUAUUGAUGAUCCUCUUAACUCAAGAAUUAUAUAAAGAUUAUGUGUAAAUGUAUAUUUUAACAUAAGGAACAUUAUCUUUACCAUAUUUUAAGACUCUCAAUUAUUUCAAAUAAUAAGUCAUUAAUUUUAAU